AUGGGUGGGACCCGGGUCCUGCUGGCCGCGCUUUGGGCGCUGGGGGCCGCCGGGGCCGCCUCGCUGCGCAUUGGAGCCUUCAACAUCCAGAGCUUCGGAGACAACAAAGUGUCGGACUCAGCCUGCGGCAGCGUCAUCGCACAGAUCCUGGCCGGCUAUGACAUCGCGCUGGUGCAGGAGGUGCGAGACCCAGACCUGAGCGCCGUAUCCGCGCUCAUGGAGCAGAUCAACAGCGUGUCCGAGCACGAGUACAGCUUUGUGAGCAGCGAGCCCCUGGGUCGGGACCAGUACAAGGAAAUGUACCUGUUCGUCUACAGGAAAGACACAGUGUCGGUCGUGGAUACGUACCAGUACCCCGACCCCGUGGACGCCUUCAGCCGCGAACCUUUCGUGGUCAAGGUCUCAGCCCCGGGCUCAGCCGCCGGGGAGCUGGUGCUGAUCCCGCUGCACGCGGCGCCGCGCCACGCCGUGGCAGAGAUCGACGCUCUCUACGACGUGUACCUGGACGUGAUCGACAAGUGGGGCACCGACGACAUGCUGUUCCUGGGCGACUUCAACGCCGACUGCAGCUACGUGCGGGCGCAGGACUGGGCCGCCAUCCGCCUGCGCAGCAGCGAGGUCUUCAAGUGGCUGAUCCCGGACAGCGCCGACACCACGGUGGGCAACUCGGACUGCGCCUACGACCGCAUCGUGGUGUGCGGCGCCCGCCUGCGCAGGAGCCUGAAGCCCCAGUCCGCCGCGGUGCGCGACUUCCAGGAGGAAUUCGGCCUGGACCAGACUCAGGCGAGUGCGGGCGGGGGCGUGCGCGCGGCCCGCGGCCCCGGGGUUCCCAGGCCACCCAGGCAGCAAACUGCUGCCCAGGGCCGGGCCCCACCUCAGCGCCCCCUGGACGGUUUACCCCUGGUGCUCCCCUUCCUGCACUGGGGCUUCCGUCCCGCCACCAGCAGAACAAUUCCGGGAAGGCAGGGCGGUGUCCCUUUGCCUUGUCGUUGGCCCAUCUGCACCCCGGCCCCUGCGCCGGCACUGGCAGCAGCAGGGCUGGACACUUACUGGACGCCUCCCCACAAGGGCAGUGGUUCGUAGACACCCAUCUGGCCCGACGGGGGGUGGAGGCAGCUUUCCAAGGUGGAGCCAGAGGGAGGACAGGCCGCCCAGCAAGACCCCUGAGGGUCUGUCCUUUCUCCC
Messenger RNA from Propithecus coquereli (Coquerel's sifaka), 1185 nucleotides. It is a transcript of the gene DNASE1L2, whose product is annotated as deoxyribonuclease I-like 2. The record is from RefSeq and is a predicted model, not a curated record. The transcript has 6 exons. Gene Ontology annotation, cellular component: nucleus. Lineage: Eukaryota; Metazoa; Chordata; Mammalia; Primates; Indriidae. Gene Ontology annotation, biological process: DNA catabolic process. Bases 1 to 1083 code for a protein of 360 amino acids. Gene Ontology annotation, molecular function: DNA nuclease activity.